CUCGUUCUGCCAGAGGAGAAGAGAGGUCGUGAGGAGGAGGCAGCACCCUCAUGGUGAAGGCUGUGGACGCCAGUCCCCUGUGGAGGGCUGGGGACAGGCGGCGUUUCCCCACUCCCGCUGCCCCGUGAGGGUCAUGGAAUCAAACGGGUUGGAAAAGACCUUUAAAAGCUCAUUGAGUCCAACCAUGCCCCAGCACUGCCAAGGCCACCACUGACCCGUGGCACUGAGGCCUCGGCUACACGGGGUGUGAACACUUGCAGGGACGGUGACUCCAGCCCUGCCCUGGGCAGCCUGUUCCAACGCCUGAGCACCCUCUGGGGAAGGAAUUGUUCCUCAGCUCCAUCUAAACCUGCCCUGGGGCAGCUUGAGGCCAUUUCCUCUUGUCCCAUCCCUUGUUCCUUGGGAGCAGAGAUUUAGAUCUGAUGGAUGGACACAAAGAUGUCACGGAUGGACACGUAGAUCUGAUGAGGGACACACAGAUAUCAUGCGUGGAUGUACAGGUCUGACAGAUGAACUGGUAGAUCUGAUUGGAGCACGGUGCCUCCUUGUGCCAACACAGGCACCAUCAUCUUCAUCGCUGCGGCAGAACCACUGCUGUGAGGACCAGGGCACGUUCAGCCCCAUCAAGAAGACCUCAUGGGUUGCUCUAUGGAGACCUACAGCCAUCAACCAUGAUGGUUUUGGGGCCAUGGGGAUGCUUCUUCCAGCAUUAUCCAUAGCAGACACCUCCUGGGGUGGUGGGGCCAGGGGGUGGCUGCUCGGUGACGUGUGUUGGGUGCCAUCACUGGUGGCCUCGGUGACCCUAAGAGCAAUAAGAAGGGGUUUUGGUUUCAGUUCCUCUGCCCCAGGCUCUCUCCUUCCCCCGGGAAGGGCUGUGCCGGCGCCAGCAGCUUCUCCAUGGGGAUUUCCAGCCCUAAUGAGCCCUGGGGGAGAAGAGUAAUAGCAAUAAAUAGGCUAAUAAAUAGGAUAAUAAACAGAUAACAGCGUGGGGUGACCCUUUCCCAGGCAAAGGGGACCCGUCCCAUGUGCCUCUGCGAUGGGGCAAUGGGGGUCACGCCGGACACCCAAAAUUAAAGGGAAAUGGGAAGAAAACCACCAAAACUUCCCAUUUUAAGACUCAGCUCGCAGAUUUUAGCAGUGACGAGGGCAAGCGCCGGGGUUUGGGCUCCAAGCUCCCCGUCUCCGUCAGGUGACUGGGGGCAGAGCGUCAGCACUGUUGGUUUUGGGGUGAUUUCUUCAAAUUUGGGGCCAGAGACUCGUCUUCGCCCUUUCAGCGAACCUCCAAAUCUCCCCAUCUGGGUGCGUUUCAGGGGUGAGGGCUCUCCUGUGUCCCCCCCGAGGGCUGUCACCAAAGCCAUCCCGCGGGGAUGGGGGGGGUCUCUGGGGCAGUUUUGGGGCUGCGGGAUCAGCCCGGAGGGAUUCGGAUUGUCAGUCAUCCCACGAUGGACAAACCGGGUGCCCUGGCCCUUUAAGGCGGAGGUGCGCUGGCCCUUUAACCCGCGAACAGGUGCCGCGGGAGGGGGUGUGUGUGUGAAGGGCGGUGGCUGAGCGACGGCGCGAAGGACCAAUGGGAAAGCAGAGUGGUCUUAGACGGACCAAUGAGCGGAGCGGCCGAGGGAGGAGGCGGGCCCUGGUGCUGCCCGGCUCAGCUGAGCGAAGCGGGUCUGUCGGCUCGGUGACCGGUUCGGCUCCGCUCGGCUCCGUUCGGCCUCGUUCGGCUCUGUUCGGUUCUGUUCGGCUCGGCUCCGUUCGUCUCCGUUCGGCUUCAUUUGGUUCCGUUCGGCUUCAUUUGGUUCCGUUCGGCUCGGCUCCAUUCGGGUCGGUUCCGUUCGUCUCCAUUCGGGUCGGUUUGCCCCAUUCGGCCUAGUUCGGCUCCUUUCGGCUCGGCUCCAUUCGGCUCGGCUCCAUUCGGUUCGGCUCCGUUCGGCCCGGUUCGGCUCGGCCAUGGAGGGUCCGGAGGCGGGGGGCACCGCGCCCCCCGAGGACGAUUUCUCCUUCGUGAGCCCCAUAGUGAAGUUCGUGCUCUUCUUCUUCAACAUGCUUUUCUGGGUGAUCUCUAUGGUGAUGGUGGCGGUGGGGGUCUAUGCCUGGCUGCUGAAGCACGCAGAGGCGACCAUGGCGUGCCUGGUGGUGGACCCCGCCAUCCUCCUCACCGUGGUUGGUGUCCUCACCUUCCUCAUCACCUUCUGCGGCUGCAUUGGCUCCUUGCGGGAGAACAUCGUCCUGCUGCAGGCGUUCUCCGUCUGCUUGGCCAUCAUCUUCCUCCUGCAGCUGGUGGCCGGUGUGCUGGGCUUUGUCUUCUCCGAUAAGGCGCGCGGGAAGGUCAGCGAGAUCAUCAACGGUGCCAUAAUGCAUUACCGGGAUGACUUGGACCUGCAGAACCUCAUUGACUUCGGGCAGAAGGAGUUCAGCUGCUGUGGGGGUGUCUCCUACAAGGACUGGUCCCAGAACAUGUACUUCAACUGCACCAUGGACAACCCCAGCCGGGAGCGCUGCUCCGUCCCCUUCUCCUGCUGCCUGCCGGACGAUGAUGAGGUUGUCAUCAACACCAUGUGUGGACGCGGCAUACAGGCCAUGGGCUAUGUGGAGGCCAGCGCGGUCAUCUACACCCAUGGCUGCAUCGACAGCCUGGUCAACUGGAUCAACAGCAACCUCUUCCUGCUGGGAGGCAUCGCUCUGGGGCUGGCAGCCCCACAGCUGGUGGGCAUCCUGCUGGCUCAGAUCCUCAUCAACCAGAUCAGAGACCAGAUCAAGCUGCAGCUCUACAACCAGCAGCACCGGGCAGACCCCUCGUACUGACCACGGCACCCUGCCGGGACCUCCGUGGUGACCUUCCAAACCCCAGAUCCAGAGGAAGAGCUGAAGGGACUUUGCUGGAGAAGAGGGAGGUUGGAGCGGGACGUGGAUGCCGGAUCUGUGCACUGUGGCCGGGCUUGGCCGGGACGUGCCAUGCUGCCGUGCCCUGUUUUGGGGACCAAACUGCUGUCUGUCUGUCUGUCUGUCUGUCCAUCCUGGGGGACUCUGAGCUGAUGUGCAGGUUGUGCUCAAAGCACUGGGACAUGCUUCCCAUCUCCUCUUAUGCUGGAGAUGGGCAUUUGUCCAUCUGUCCAUCCACGCACUGAGCUGCCUUCACCCGGGCCACUGCUGGCUCCAGAACUGGGGACGUUCUUCCAUCACUGGUGCCACAAACCCCAUUGGCACCCUCUGGGUGACCCAUGGGACAGCCGAGGGCUUCGCUUGCGCUGGGAGCAGGAGCCAUCACCAGUGCGUCCACCUGGAAGAAAGAGGAAAAGGAGGAAGAGGAGGGUAUCCUGCCCAGUGCUGACCCAUGGAUGCUUCCUUAGCCGAGGGCUGGGGUCCCAUCUGUGCCCCUGGGGGGCUCAAACCCUUCUACAGGGUGCGGGGCCCUGUAUGGAAGAGGGAAUAAAGAGAUGAGGCUGGA
Messenger RNA from Strigops habroptila (Kakapo), 3442 nucleotides. It is a transcript of the gene TSPAN33, whose product is annotated as tetraspanin 33. The transcript is spliced from 8 exons. Bases 1945 to 2799 code for a protein of 284 amino acids. Gene Ontology annotation, cellular component: membrane. Lineage: Eukaryota; Metazoa; Chordata; Aves; Psittaciformes; Psittacidae. The record is from RefSeq and is a predicted model, not a curated record.